Molecule: messenger RNA, 3861 nt
Organism: Saimiri boliviensis boliviensis (Bolivian squirrel monkey)
Lineage: Eukaryota; Metazoa; Chordata; Mammalia; Primates; Cebidae
Gene: PABPC4L
Product: poly(A) binding protein cytoplasmic 4 like
Molecular function (GO): RNA binding
Source: RefSeq, a predicted model, not a curated record
GAAACAAGUGACAGGGGCGGGGGGAAGAAAAACGUUCUCAAAAAAAAAAAAAAAAAAUAUUAAGAAGAAAACUUCCCACUUGGCAGCGAGUGCGCGGGAAGUUCAGCGCGCGAGUUCCGGGCUUCCCGCCCGCCCGCCGGCCCGCAGACGACUGCAGCCUGGGGAGAGCCAGACUGUUUGCUGUGGGGUCUUUCUGAGGAGGGCGCUGCCUGAGCCGGAGGCGUGGUACCUGAGCUCCGCUGCCUGGCCUCUGUGCGGCGACCCCGGAGGCCCCCGCGCUCCAGCCGGGCCAGAGCCGUGGCCUCGUGUCCCCUCACGGGGAGUGCUCCGCGAGCGCCAGGGAGCAGGCCCACAGCGGCCAGGACGAGGAGAUGGACGUAGAAGCCAAGUACCGCAUGGCCUCCCUGUAUGUGGGUGACUUGCACGCGGAUGUCACGGAGGACCUGCUGUUCAGGAAGUUCAGCGCGGCGGGGCCCGUGCUGUCCAUCCGCAUCUGCAGGGACCAGCUUACCCGCCGCUCUCUGGGCUAUGCCUACGUGAACUUCCUGCAUCUGGCUGAUGCCCAGAAGGCGCUGGACACCAUGAACUUUGACGUCAUACAAGGCAAAUCCAUCCGUCUCAUGUGGUCUCAGCGCGAUGCCUACUUGAGGAGAUCCGGAAUUGGGAACGUGUUCAUCAAGAAUCUGGACAAAUCUAUUGAUAACAAAACCCUUUAUGAACAUUUUUCAGCUUUUGGAAGGAUCCUUUCCUCCAAGGUGAUGAGUGAUGAUCAAGGCUCCAAGGGCUAUGCGUUUGUGCACUUUCAGAACCAGAGUGCUGCAGACAGGGCCAUUGAGGAGAUGAAUGGAAAACUGCUCCAGGGCUGCAAGGUGUUCGUUGGCAGAUUCAAAAGCCGUCAAGAUCGCGAAGCUGAACUCAGAAGCAAAGCCAGUGAAUUCACCAAUGUUUACAUCAAAAACUUUGGAGGUGACAUGGAUGAUGAGAGAUUGAAGGACGUUUUCAGCAAAUAUGGCAAAACUCUGAGUGUUAAAGUGAUGACAGAUUCCAGUGGGAAAUCCAAAGGCUUUGGCUUUGUGAGUUUCGAUAGCCAUGAGGCUGCCAAGAAGGCUGUCGAAGAAAUGAAUGGAAGGGACAUAAAUGGGCAGCUCAUUUUUGUAGCCCGGGCGCAGAAGAAAGUUGAGCGACAGGCUGAGUUAAAGCAAAUGUUUGAGCAGCUGAAAAACGAACGAAUUCGUGGGUGCCAGGUGGUAAAGCUCUAUGUUAAGAAUCUUGAUGACACCAUUGAUGAUGAAAAACUACGAAAGGAAUUCUCUUCAUUUGGAUCAAUUAGCAGAGUUAAGGUAAUGCAGGAAGAGGGGCAGAGCAAAGGGUUCGGCUUGAUCUGCUUCUCCUCUCCUGAGGAUGCUCUUAAAGCAAUGACUGAGAUGAAUGGCCGCAUCUUGGGCUCCAAACCUCUUAGCAUUGCCUUGGCCCAGAGACACUAGGAAAAAAAAAAAGUACCUUCCCAGCUCAAAUCUGCAGCAGGUGGGGAAUGAUAGUGAUCUCUGUCUGAACUGACCUCAGUAAAUUUAAUAUUGCACAUGAUGGGUGCUUAGUUUAGUAAACUCUGUGAUAAAAGGUUUUUUUUUAAUAUACAAAGCCAUUUAUCUUUGUGGAAAAAUUAAUGAAGCUUAGUUCGUUUUACAAAGACACAUUUUCUGAUUUCAAUAUUGUAUAAUUUUUCUUAUUUUGAUACAGUGUUCAUAGCAAUAAGUAUAAAUAGAUAUGUUUUUAUUGUAUUUGAACCAGAGGUAAUUAUUUGAAUGUCUAUUACUUUAGUAAUAUUACUAGCUUUAAUUUCUUCUAUGAAAAUAUGCUCAAAAUAGUUCUUAUACCUUAAGAUUCCAAAGUAUUUUUACCAACAGAAAUUUUCUAAUUUUUCCUUCAAGUUUUGAGACAUCAAACUUUUAGAAAUUUAUAAUACAAAUUUAAAGAUCUAAUUUGAUUUUGAAUUAAUGGUUAAAGUACUCAGAUAUAGUUGAAAUUCUUUUAAAUUUAUAUCCUGACAUGUUUGUUUUUCUGAUGGUUUAAAUUAAGAUGAUGGAGGUUUUUUAAUGCUGCCUAAAAAUCAGCUUUAUGUGUUUUGUUAUUCUUUCCAUUAGUUGACUAUAAUUCAGGUACUUACUAGUUAAUCUAAAUUGUAACUUGCACUGUAAAACCUUAACUUCUACAUUCCUUAAGUUGUAAAUCUGUAUCAUCUCAGGUGAUCCAAAGUUGUUGUUGUCUUAAAUCUCUUCAUACGUAUAUAGCAUAAUAUUACGCCUUAAAUUUUUACCAGAUACUAAUAUGAAAAUCAUAUAUGCAGAUUGUAGAAAUUCUGUUUAUAAACGUUUAAAAUCUCUUUUAUAUUAUUUUGUGUAGUGAUAUUCUCUUAGGUUUCAGAAAAGUAAGUUCCUCUAUUUUUAUCAACUCACAUCUUUUAUUAGACUGUGGCAGCUAUGUAACCCAUAAGGUUUACUUUUAGCUUUGAUUGUUCAGAAACUCACUAAUUUUCUGAUAAAUUGAAGUUACAUCACUUAUUCUGUUUUCUAGCAUAAUUUUUAGUUUAGAACCAUUCCCCUAUUUUCCUUUCUCUCCUGCCUUUCAUCUAUAUUACUCAGCUUUUUAAAAUACUUUUUAAAGAUUUUUUUUUUAAUUGGUUUUCAAAAUAUGCUGCUUCAAAUCCAUUUGGAAAUUGAGGCAAGAGUUACAUAUUUACACUUAAAUAAUUGCUUUACAAAUUCUGAUUCAUACCAAAGCUAUCUAGCAAAUGAUUUUGUUGUUAAUGUUUUCAUAUUUUUACCUGGCUUAGUCAUUUCUUAUUUCUAUUAUUCAAAUAUUCUAUUUCAUAUAUUACUAAUAUUAAAUAAAUAGUAAAAUGUUUUUGGCAAUACUUCAGCUUAUGAAUGAGAAAAGCUUGUUACAUUUUAUUUUUAUAGAAAUUAUAUCUAUAUUCUUUGCACAUUUUUUAAAAUAAAAUUCUUUUAGUGAAAAAAAAUGGACAACAAAAAAAUUAAAAGACGUAGCAUAUAAUUGUAUUAUGCCAACCAAUUCUCUAUUACAAUUUGUUGCAUAUUUUUCCAAUUUUUUCAUCCCUUCACAUAUAUACACCUACGUAAUUUAAGAAAAAUUGGAUAAUAUUAUAAAUAUUGUUUGAAAUUGCUGUCUUAGUUAGACAAUGUGCUAUGGUCCACCUUAAUACUCACAGUAAUUAUUUCCUUAUAAUCUGAGUGACUUUUAUGUUUUGUUCAAUGACUUUACCAAAAUAUAACUAAUUUCUUUUUGAUGAACUUAUAUGUUGUUAGAUUAUUUAUUCCUUUAUUCUUUCUUCCUCUAUCAUAAAUAACUUGGAGAUUAACAUUCUUGCAAACUCAUAUAUGCAAAUAUAUCUAUUUUCUUAAGAAAAGGUUUUUUAGAAAUGGAAUUAAUGGUUAAAAUAGAAUCAAUUUUAAAAAAUAAUUUUGAUAAAUAUUGCUUAAAUGCUGUCCAGAAAACCUCUGGCACUUACAUUGUCAUUGUAGGAGAAUGCCUAUUUCCUUAUGCUCCAGGAAACAAGAGGUUUUGUUUAAGCAGUUGGUCAAUUCAACAUGAUAUAUGUAAAGCAAACUAUUUCAUCACUGCUUUAUUUCACUUUUUUAAAUUACAAAAGUUAAACAGCAUUUCUGUACUUAGUGAUUGUUUGUAUUUUCAUUCUUAUGAGUUAAUGUCUCAUGAUCAUAAUUAUUUUCCUGUUAGUUUUUUAUUUACAUGGAUUUUUAGAUUUCUUUGAAUAUUAUGACAACAUUUUAGACUUUUUCCCUGGUAUUUUACUUUCUUUAUAGUUUUGAAGCUUAUUCCAAAAUU